AUGGAUCACCACCACAACAAAGCUCCCAGCCACCACCAAUCAACACCGCAACCUGCUGUCGCCGUCCACCAUGCUCCCGCCCAGACCCACCACCAAUCCUCAUCACAACCUGCAGCUGUCCAACAUGUCUCUCAUCAGAGCCCUAAGUACACUGACAACAAACCCACUGUUAGGUUUUACAGCAAGAUCAAGACUGAUUACUCGCUCACCAUCCGUAAUGGAGAACCCGUUCUUGCACCCACCAACCCCUCCGAUCCUCAUCAGCAUUGGAUAAAGGAAGAGAAGCUUAGCACGAAAGUCAAAGAUGAAGAAGGUUUUCCCUCUUUUGCUCUGAUUAAUAAAGCUACUGGACAGGCUCUGAAGCACGCUACCGGUGCCGCUAAACCAGUUCAGUUGACGGAAUACAACCCAGAUAGGGUUGAUGAGUCUGUUCUUUGGACACAAAGCAAGGAUUUGGGUGAUGGUUUUCACUCAGUAAGAAUGGUGAACAAGAUUAAGCUUAAUAUAGAUGCAUCUAUUGGUGACACUGAGGUGGACGACUGCUCCUAUUUGAUAUGGUGGUGUGAAGUUCCCAUGACUAGAAACAUGGCGUGCUAUGUUCAUGGUGAUGGUGAUAUGUAUGGUUGAAUAAUGUUGUGUUUAAAUAAUAUGUUUAUGUAUUUAAAUAGCACGACAAUCGGACCGUUUACACGUCUCAAUACCACCACUAGUAUGUAUUGGACACGUACAUAUGGUUCGUGUUGCUUUUUAUACAUAGAUGUAUGAAUGAGAAUAAUUUUUGUUGGUGUAGUUUUCUUCUAUACCAAUUAAGUAAUUGAAAUUUGAGGAAGAUAAAGUAUUUUCACUGCAAGAAAAAGAUUUUGGUGGUAACUUUUCGUCCUUACAAGUCCGACUACUGAUUAGAGACCGAAAUAUAUUACCUCGGUUUCAAAUUGAUAGUUCAUUUUUUGAUUUUUGAAGUUUUUUUUCUUCAACUUUGACCUUAAAUAAUUUUGUUUUUGAUAGAUAAUACUUGAUGCAAAAUAUAUGAACGGA
This is a messenger RNA of Lactuca saligna, 1035 nucleotides long. NCBI's taxonomy places the organism in Eukaryota, Viridiplantae, Streptophyta, Magnoliopsida, Asterales, Asteraceae. The record is from the annotation of a GenBank genome assembly.